AUGGCCUUCGCUAACAGUCUCCUCUCUUCUUCUUCUUCUUCACUCUCUCACAUUCACCGCGGAUCCAGGGAUUUUAAUUCCACUCCUCAAAUCUGUCUUCCUCAUGAAUCGUCCUCUUUCACUUUGUCUCCGAUUCGUAACAAGUUUUCCGAGCUUGGAAAUGGAAUAAUCGGUUUGUCGAAGAAAAAGAACCUUUUAUAUGCUUCCGCCAAUGAUUUCAAUGCAUCGCCAAGUUCAACCUCACUGAAAUCUGAACUGGAUGAUGAUUAUGUUCCCAUGCCACUGGUUCUGAUAGAUCAAGAAUCAGAUUCUGAAGCAACAAUUGUACAAUUGAGCUUUGGAGAUCGUCUUGGAGCUCUUAUUGAUACGAUGAAUGCCCUGAAAGAUUUGGGAUUGGAUGUGGUGAAGGGAACUGUUCUCACUGAUGGACCAGUCAAGCAGACAAAGUUUUUCAUUACACGAUUAGACACUGGUCGCAAGGUUGAAGAUCCUGAUAUGCUAGAGAGAAUUCGACUUACCAUCAUCAACAAUCUUUUGAAGUACCAUCCAGAAUCUAGUGAGAAACUUGCUAUGGGUGAGGCUUUUGGAAUAAAAGCUCCAGAGAAAAAGCUUGAUGUUGACAUUGCAACUCAUCUACUUGUCAAAGAAGAUGGACCUAAGAGGAGCUUGCUUUGCAUCGAGACAGCAGAUCGACCUGGAUUACUUGUAGAAAUCAUCAAAAUCAUUGCUGAUAUUAAUAUUGAUGUCGAAUCUGCUGAGAUUGAUACAGAGGGAUUAAUUGCCAGAGACAAAUUUCAUGUCAGCUACAGAGGGGCAGCAUUGAACAGUUCCUUGUCUCAGGUUCUUGUGAACUGUCUGCGUUACUACCUUCGGAGGCCAGAAACAGAUAUUGAUAGCUAUUAG
This is a messenger RNA of Dovyalis caffra, 903 nucleotides long. Lineage: Eukaryota; Viridiplantae; Streptophyta; Magnoliopsida; Malpighiales; Salicaceae. The record is from the annotation of a GenBank genome assembly.